Messenger RNA from Triticum urartu, 7133 nucleotides. Its product is annotated as Duplicated homeodomain-like superfamily protein. Lineage: Eukaryota; Viridiplantae; Streptophyta; Magnoliopsida; Poales; Poaceae. The record is from RefSeq and is a predicted model, not a curated record.
GGACCGCCUCCGUUACCAAAUAUCCCAUCGAUCGCUUUGCUACGCCACCCCAACCGGCCCCGGGCUUGUUCCUUUCUCCCCCUGCCAGGGGCCUCAUCCUGGCCGUCCGUCGCCCGACGGAGCGCCCAGAUUCACCCUGAUCCCGCUCCUCCCCUGUCACGGCGGUGGAAAUUUCUCGGUAAACAUGGCCGAUGAUGGCUUCUUCACCCGCGGUGUCCAUCUCCUCCCUCUCCCCCGCCGAGCUUCACCACCGCCGCUGCCUAACCAGACCAGACUCCAUCCAUCCAUCCAUCCAUCGACCGCCUGCUACUCCCCUCAGCUCCGAUCGAUCUGCUCCGGCUCGCCCUCUCCCCCCUCAGCUCCGAUCGAUCUACUCCGGCUCGCUCGCUCCUUAAUGCAUGCGGAGAUCGGCCGCGGCCUCGCCGGCGGGGGACCCGGAUCGCUCGCUCGUCGCCGGCGUCCACCGCGGUGGAGGCACGCCGGCGAUGGCCUUCACCGCCGUCGUCGGUCGGGAGAGAUGCCGAUGCCGAUGGCGUCGUCCCCGAUCCGGACUGCUGCGCCAGCGGUGCGGUGGGAGCCCGUCCGGGGCGGUCAGGGCCGCUGCCAGCGCGGGCCCACGCGGGGCCGGUGGCAGCGCCCGUAAAUCCCGCGGCAGGGCAGGGGCAGGCGAGGUAACCCCGCGCGCGCCCGGCUGGCGCCAGGCCAGUUGCUUGCGUCGCAGACUGCCUCCCGCUCUCCCUCUCUCUCUCUCGUUUAUCCUUUCCUUUUCGCCUUUUUUUUCUCCCCCUCCCCCGUGCAAUAAAUUAGUGGAGCAAGCCGAUAAAAAAGAUUUUCUUGGUCUGGGGCAAAAAAGAUUUGUUUUUUCUUUCCAACCCCCCUCUCCGGGGUAGGGCGGGGCGGGGUGGGGCACGCGGACGCGAGGGGGGUGCGAAUCAAAUGGGGUUAAGUCCCGGCUGCGUCCGCUUUAUCGGCUCACGUUGCCACAGCCUCCGUUCCCUUCCCUUCCGCCUCUCUCUCUUUCUCUCGUCUCUCUUUCUUCCCCCCCACCUCCUCCCCUCUCUCCCUCUCCCUCCCCCGCCCGCCUCCGCCACCGCCGCGCCUCCUCCGGCCCGCCCCCGCAGAUCAGACAACGCCCGGCCCGCCCGCCCGCCCGCCCUCGCCUCCCUGCUCGUGAGGCCGUGGGCAAAGGGCCUCCGCUACGGUUCGCAUCUCCCUCCGCCGCCUCCACACCGGUGGGCGGCCCUCGACGGCCUUCCCCGCCCCGUUCCUGGAGCCUCCGCGUGGUGCUCCGUCUCUGGGACCGACGCCCUGUGACUCCCGGGACCUGCCCAGCGCCGCUUCCGCCGGGAUUGUUGCUCCUGGAUAGGAGGCCGGCGACGCUGUGGACUUGGUUCGGCCGCGCGUAUGUGAUUUGCGGCGCCCGCCGGAGCUGGGGAUACGCGCCGCUGGGACGACGACCGCAACGACGCCGUGGAUGCCUCCGCCUCCGCCGGAUCGGAGGGAGUUCCUCUACAGGGACGGCCGCAGGCACGACGUGGCCGCCGGGGACCCCCUCCUGCCGGCGCCCCCCGCCACGCCGCGCUGGAGGGAUUCCCCGUACCACCCGCCGCCGCCGCCGCCGCCCCUGCGCGACCACGCCCGGCCCUCGCCCCGCAGGACCGCGUCUUCGGCCUCCUCAGAGGGCUAUUACAGGCAGGGCGCCGGCGCCUAUGACCGCUCCUACCCCGACGAGCCGCUGGGCUACACGCCCUCGCGCUCCGACCGCUACUGGCUGGAGGAGGACCCUCCCGCCGGCUAUAAGGGUUUCAGCCGCUAUGGUGGCGGCGGCGGCCGGAGGGACGGCCGUGACUUGCGGGGAUCCUACCGGAGGUCUCCGUUUAGGAGCUAUGGAGGCGACUUCCCAAGAGGCCACCAGGAGCCCCCGCCUCCCCCACCCUUGAGGAGGUCUCCUCUGAGGUCAGUUGCUGUGCCGAUCUGUUACGACCCUCCCAGUGAUAGGGCUGACAGGGAGGAUAGAGAACACCAACCCCGUGCGACUCCUUGGCGGCCGCUGCGCCGGAGGGAGAGCAGAUCUGACGCUACAGACGCAGCUGGUGCUGGACCUUUGUCAGCUCGUCAGAGCGCUACUGCAGGGGCGGCUUCAGAGAAGAACGCCCCGUCGCAGUCUGCGGCUGUGGCAGAUUCACAGUCGGCUGAGGAGGAGACACCCAGGAAGAAGCCCCGGCUUGGAUGGGGGCAAGGCUUGGCCAAAUAUGAGAAGCAGAAGGUGCCUGGUUCUUCAGAAUCUGCUGAACCUGUUGCUGAAGGGAGCCCAGGCGGCGUUGAACAGAAGGAAGUUGAUGGCGCACCUGCACCUGCACUUUGUGCAUCUCCAGUGGCAGCACCGGCUGCACCACCACCUGCACCUGCACUUUGCGCAUCUCCAGUGGCUGCACCGGCAGCACCAUCUGCACCUCCAUCUUGUUCUCCUGUGCCUGAAGAUAAAUCCUGUGAACUGACGACAAAUACAGUCACAGUUUCCAAUAAAGAUAUCCCCGGGGCGGAGGUCCAGGCUUACAACGAUGAAAUCCCCAUUAAGUUAGGUCAACUUGAUGGUGAUCGCAUUGGCUCCCUUGCCAAUGUCCUUGCUGAACUACUUCAACAUGAAGAUUCUUGUUCUGGGGAUUCGAGAAGACUGACAAAUAGUAGUAAGUUAUUGCUACUGAAAGAAAACAUAGCCAGGGAGCUUGAGAAGACCGAGCUUGAGAUUGAUUCAUUGGAAUGUGAACUUAAAUCAGUGAGUACUGAAUCGGAAAACAAGGCUCUUGAAGAUGCACAAAAUCCUUCACCUUCUAGUGGGACAUCAAAAACUCUAGCCAAGCCUGCGACAUCAAAAGUUCUAGCCAAGCCUGAGACAUCAAAAGUUCUAGCCAUGCCUGAGAUCUGUGGAACAUCUUCUUCCCCUAAAGAACAAGGGGUGCUCACUCCUUGCAAGCUUUCUGUGGGGCAGGAAGCUGAUGCUAACGGUGUAGACUUGAUGGAUGUUGUAACAGCUCCUGUUCGCAGUGUAACAGCAGUCUCAUCGGGGGAGAGUGUUGCAUGUCCUGGAGUUGUUGCUGAAGCUCAGGUUGCUGUAGCUGCAGAUGUGGCCCCAUUGAAGCCUUCUGAAGGAACUGGGUCUGAAAUUGAUGCCCACUGUCUGACGCCGGAGCCUGGUUUGUCCCAUGAUAAUGUUAGUUCCAUGAAAGCUGAUGGCAGCAAUGCCUUGUCAACGAGGCAGUGCUCACACCAUAUCGACAGCCAUAACUUAAUCCCUUCAAUUAUUGCUGUGAACAAUGAUAUAGCAAAAGAAUUUAAUGAACUGGUUUUCAAACCUUUGCCUGCUGGUCAACCAUGUCUUGGUUUAUCCAGUGAAAUGAAGAAUGACCUGAGUGUCAGAAAGAAGCUUGGCAUACAUAAAAAUAGACUAAGAUUCAAAGAGCAAGCACUUACCUUCAAGUUCAAGGUGCUGCGACACCUGUGGAAAGAGGAUGUGCGGCUCCUCUCUGUAAGAAAGCAGCGCCCAAAGUCUAAUAAACGCACUGAUCAGAGCAACCGUGCAUCACAGAGUGGAUCUCAGAGGCAACGCUCGUCUAAUCGCUCUCGAUUGGGCAUGCCUGCUGGUAAUCUGAGUACGUUUCCUACCACAGAAAUAUCAGAUGUUGCAAACAAGAUGUUUACAGAAUUUCAGUUUAAGCGCUGCAGAAAUUACUUGAAAAUGCCAGCAUUAAUUAUAGAUGAAAAAGAGAAAGAAAGUGCUAGCUUUGUCAGCAAGAAUGGUUUGAUUGAGGAUCCUGUUUCAGUUGAGAAGGAGCGGUCAGUGAUAAAUCCAUGGACGCAUGAAGAGAAGGAAGUUUUUAUGCAGAUGCUUGCUUCAUUUGGCAAGAAUUUCUCUAAAAUCUCCAAUUUUCUACAGCACAAGACAACAGCUGAUUGUGUUGAGUUCUACUACAAGCACCAUAAAUCUGACAGUUUCCGAGAAGUUAAGAAACUUCUGGAUCUUCGGCAGCAACAACCCACUGGCAAUUACCUAGGAACAAAAUCUGGAAAGAAAUGGAAUCCUGAGAAUGCUGCAUCUCUUGAUAUGCUUGGAAAUGCUGCAUCGGUCGUGGCUGCCCAUGGUCUUGAUUAUGCAAACAGAGUGGAGAAAGAUACUGCAAAGUCUAUCAUUCGGACUUCUUGUAGGUCUGAUGUUUCGGCUGUGGCCAAAGGAUCUUUGGAUAAGGAUGGCAUUGCUAAUGUAUCUCUGCACGAGAGGGAAUCUGUAGCUGCUGAUGUCUUGGCAGGUAUAUGUGGAACUCUCUCCCCUGAAGGAAUGGGCUCAUGCAUUACCAGUUCUGCUGAUCAUGGCCAAAAGAUAGGUGCCACAAGAAUGGAGUAUCUUAUAGCAACUCCAGAGGCAGACAAGAGCUUUGAUGAGGAAGACGAUCUCUCAGACCAGGAAUGCGAAGUUGACUCAGUUGAUUGGAACGACAAUGAGAAGUCACUGUUCAUCGAGGCUCUGAAUAACCAUGGGAAGGAUUUUGCUCGAAUUUCUUCAUAUGUGAAGAGCAAGUCAUAUGAGCAGUGCAAGGUAUUUUUCAGCAAGGCUCGCAUUUCACUUGGUUUGGAUUUGAUCUAUCAGCAGACUACCGAUGCUGGUUUGCCGACAGGUGAUGCCAGUGGAGGUAGGAGUGAUACUGACGAGGCAUGUGCUGCUGAGAUGGAUUCUCCUAUUUGUAGCACACAGUCUCCUGUGGAGAUGGAGAUGGAGGUUUGUCCUUCUGUUGAUAAAACCCUUCAGGGGCAUCUUCUAUCUGGUAUCGCCUUUAAACAGUCAGAAACUGAUAGAUCAGAUGGGCCAGAUAUUGUGGACCUAACAUUUGAGGAAGGUGAGAUCAAGGCAGAGGAUACUAAUAAUUGUAACAUUCCUGUUGAUCAUAGACAGUCAAGUGAAGCCACUCAUGAAUCAACACCUUCAUGUGCUCCUAUCGAUAUCAAUUCUUCUGAGAGCACAGGGAGUAUGGAGAACAGAGAGCACAGUAACCAAGUGAGUGCGCAUGGCAACGGAGCCAUGGCCUCUUCAACUGAGCUGCCUGUGGGAGCACACCUGGAAAUCAGCACCAGUCUGCACAAUGUUGAAGUUAUUGAGCCGAGCAAGGUGUCUGAAAUGAUUUGCACUCAGGUAUCCAGCAGGGAACAUGCUCCCGAGAGUGGUGCACCCAUCAGCGCUGGAAAUUUAACCACCCCGGUUUUCUUACCUGGAGUCAUCCAGUCGAGCAAGGUGUAUGAAGGGAUUUGCACCAAGGAAUCUAGUGUGGAAGGACCUUCUCAACAAGCACCCUUGAGUGCACACAUGAAGGCUGGAAAUUUGACCCUCUCUGUUUGCUUACCUGGGGAACACUGUAGUAAGGUAUCCAGUAUCGAAGGACCUUCAAAACAUGCACCUGAGAGUGCACACGUGAAAGCUGGAAAUUCGACUCCCUCUGUUUGCUUACCUGGAGAAAGUGGCAGCAAGGAAAAUGUCACCCAUUUCUCGGACAUGGCCGGUGUUUCCUGUAUUAGGCCUGCAUUUACUUCGAGUUAUCAGCAAAGCGUGCCAACAGAUCUGCUCCCAGCAAAGCCAAAAUCACAGGUUACCCCUCUUACUCCAAAGGAUUUGAUGCCUGUUCAGUUUAGUUCUGACCUUCCUGAUCCUACCUCAAUUCGUUUUGAGGGCAUAGCCUCCAUAACUUCACCAAAUUUUGGUGAUCAUGCCAACAGAGUCAGCAAUACUCCAGGGCCCAAGGACAUGAACAAGUUCCCAGUAUUUAAUGAACAAUCUCGGAGCCAGCAUGAUGUUCUGUUCCGCAAUAUUGAUGGAUACUUGCAGCACAGACGGAAUCAUCAUCUGGCAGUCGAUAUACCCGCCUUUUCUGAUAGCACUGUAAGUGGCAGUGUGGGAAUUUCUCAUCCGGAUCAGUUCACAAUAACGAAAUACCAGAAUGGCAGGUCGGGCAGCUCAGGUCUCUCAAGCACAUCUGCUGGGUUUCUGAUGAAUGGGAGCAGCAAAGAAUUACGGGAAGGCCAGUUGAAGCCCUGUUCCCACAAGGCAAGCACUGAGAGUUGUGAUCAGGUGAAGCGCCCUGGUGAUGUCAAGUUAUUUGGGAAAAUUCUGAGCCAUCAAUCAUCCUUGCAAAGUUCUGGCUCAUCAUCGAAUGUAACGAGAAGCAAGCCUCCCCCGCCAACGACAGCAGCAGGAUUGUUGGGCAGUGGAAUGGAUCGCAUGGUUUAUUCAUCUAGGCCCACAAAUACUGCCCACUUUGGGCAGGACGAGCGAGUGGUGAGGAGCUACACUCACCUGGAUGGGAGCACAGCACAGCCCGAGUCGUCUUUGUUCAGGGUGGCGAAAUGCCAGAGAUCAUCAAUGGCCAGCGUGCCAUUUUACUCGGCUAAAAAUGGCUCACUGGGCGUAUUCGGAGAGUACCAACAGCCUUUGCGGCAGCAGCUUCCAUCAGACCCGAAGCGGCUGGAAAGCUAUGCCGAUCUGCAGAAGAGGAACGGAAUAGAGCUCAUCUCAGGGUUCCAGCAGCAGCAGCCCGGGAAAGCCGCGCGGCUCGGUGGCGCUGGGAUCCUCGUGAGCCCCGUGUCAGACCCGGUGGCGGCGCUCAAGGCGCAGUAUGGCUCGAGCUCGAAGUUCCUGGGCAAGGACGCCGACCACCCCUGGAAAGACAUAGGAAACAGGUAGCAGCAGCAGCCACCAGUAGUAGCAUUAGGCGGGCAAAUAGUGCAUGCUUUUCUUUUGCUCUCUCCCUGUACCAUAUUUAGUUUUUGUAACUUGGGAUGGAAGGAACUGAAACAACAGCAGGGAAAGCGAAUGGCUUUCCUGUCCAUAUCGUCGUAGGGCUUUCUUUUGUCGUGGGAUUAACUCUUUUCUGCAGCUCCGUCGUCAUACUUAAUUUUAGUUGUUUUUUGGAUGUUGCCAGCAGUGGCUGUAGGUUUGCUAGAGGCGACAAAGGCGGUUUGUCGGUAGGGCUUUGUUAUUUAUGUAUCCGGUUUUUAUUAUGCAAUGCAGAAACCUCACAGACAGAUGAUUGUAAUAUGGUAAUGUUGAUGCUCAACUCAGCAGAUUCCUCUCCUGCUGUAGUUUUGGUUAA